CUUUCUUCUCCAUGACUUUAAAAAUGAGAAUAGAAAACAUGAAUUUUACAUUUUUUCCCCACUGUAUUAGGUUUUUUUAAUGAAUUACUGUGGUACAUUUUUAUUUCAAACCAUUCAUGUCUCUGAACCCUUUUUGUUCUCAGACUUUUUGCUGGAGUGUUUAAUAACAAAUAUUAACUAUUCCUAUAGACUUUUGUAUUUUUGAGAAAAAAGUAGCAGCAUGGACAAUUUCAGUCAAUUUUUUUUUUAACAAAAUACUGUUUUUCACAAGAAACCAUAACAAACAGUUGCCGGACUUCAUUAGGGCCUGGGUAUGUGGCCCAGAAGUCAUUGAGGUGUAACUUGGAUGAAGUCAUCAUACCUCAGGGUCUGGUUCUUAGCCCAGGGAGACUCGCCCUUUCUAGGUAAACAAACAGCGAGUUACCUGAUGUGUAAACCGGAACUUCAGUUUAUUAACAUAUAAUGAAAAGAAUACAACAGCCAGGUAGUUUGGACAUUCAUGUUGGAUAGAAGACUAGUGCAUUUUUUUUCUAUUAGAAAAGCUGUAUGAGAAGCCAUAGUGUGCAUGGAAAUGGGAGCAUAGGGAUUGUAUUUUGACCAGCAAAAAGUUUUGUUUGGAUGAAGUCCAGCUUACCAGUUUUUUUCUUUUGUGGUUCAUACUUUUGACGUCAUCUCUAAGAAGUUGUUGCCUAACCCAAGAUUAUAAAGAUAUGCACCUACAUUUUUUUCUAGAAGUUUUGUGGUUUUAUCCCUUACAUUUAGGAUUAUCCUCUGUUUUGAAUUAACUUUUGUAUGUGACGCUAGGUACAUAUGUUAGUUAUGUAUGAAUGUCUACUUGUUCCAGCACUAUUUGUUGAAAAGACUGUCCUUUCUUCCACUGAUUUACCUUGGCACCUCUGUUAAGAAUCUGUUGACCUUAUAUUGCUGGGUCUGUCUGGACCCUAUUCAGUUCCAUUGAUUCAUGUGUUUAAUUUUAUGCUAUUACCACACCAUCUUGAUGAUGGUAGCUUUAAAUGUUGCAAUCAGAUAAUGUGAGUCCCGUUUUGUCCUUUUACAUAAUUGUUUUGGCCAGUCUAUUCCUUUAUAUUUCCAUGUAAAUUUUAAAAUCAGUUUUUUUUUUAUCAGUUUCUAUAAAAAUAUUUGCCAUGAUUUUGACUAUAUUUGUGUCGAGUCUAAAGAUCAGUUGGGAGGCUGGACGCAGUGGCUUACACCUGUAAUCCCAACACUUUGGGAUGCCAACGUGAGUGGAUCGCUUGAGCCCAGUAGUUCAAGACUAAUCUGGACAACAUGGCAAAACCCUGUCUCUACAAAAAACACUCAUCUGUAGUCCCGGCUAUUUGGGAGGCUGAGGUGAUGGGGAACUGCUUGAGCCUGGGAAGUGGAGGUUGCAGUGAGCUGAGAUUCUGCCACUUGCACUCCAGCCUGGGGGACAGAGCAAGGGAAGACCCUAUCUCAAAAAAAAAAAAAAAAAAAGAAAGAAAAAUCAUUUGGGGAGAAAUUCACAAGUAAUAAUAUUGAGUCAUUUAAUCUGUGAACAAAGUAUAUAUUUAGGUUUCCUUUAAAUUUCUCUCAGCCAUCUCUACAGGUAUAUUAUAUACAGUUAUAGGUAUAUUAUAUAGACUCAUCUCUGGGUUCAAAUCAUGGUUCUGCCACUUAUGAAGUGACCUUGGGCAAGUUUCUUAGCUUCUCUGAGCCUCUUCUUCCUUGUCUAUAAAAUAGGGGUAAUAUCUCAUUGAUUUUGUCUAAGGGUUAAGUGAAUUGAUGUAUGUUAAAGGCCUAAUGUUACGCCUGGCAAAAAGUUUACUGCGCAAUCCAAGUUAGUAGUUGUUAUGAUUAUCAUCAUUGUCAUCUUUACCAUCAAGUAAUGAUGGCCUGUUGCACCCACGUCUGCCAAAUAGUUAUUCUUACCCACAAUCAGAUGGUUAGUAGCAGCUGCUCAGGGCUCCCUUUAUGGUCAGCAUCGCUGAUGAACACUGCCAAACGCUUGCUCCUAGGGGCUGUCUUUUCUCUAUGCCACACGGCCAGUCUCCAGCUGUAGCUGUUUACACAUUAUUCCUUUGGAUUAUGUUAAUACCAUUGAUUAGGCCACAGCUUUCCUUUGCAUUUAGUUCAGUCUUCCUUUGAUUUUUCCAAUAUUGCUUGGAAAAGUUUGCUCUAACUUUUUGUCUGUCACUGUCUGAAUCUCUCCUACUAUGUGUUUAUGAGUUUAAUUUUCAGAGUUUUGGGCUAGCUCAUAAUCACCCCAUUUUCCACUUGAGUAUUUUGUAGAUUGGGCAUAACUUAAGUUUAUUAAAAUAACUUAAAGUGCUACACAGAAUAUGUAUUUUAAAUUUUUUCCUCAUUUAUGGGAAAGUGGGGGAGAAAACAGGAUUUCUAUUUAAAACUUUUUAGCUUUCUGGUCCCUGUCGCAGAAGCAGGAUGACGAAGGGAACGUCAUUGUUUGGGAAGCGUCGUAAUAAGAUGCACAUGUUGUGCCGCCGCUGCGGCUCUAAGGCCUACCACCUUCAGAAGUCGACUUGCGGCAAAUGUGGCUACCCCGCCAAGCGCAAGAGAAAGAAUAACUGGAGUGCCAAGGCUAAAAGACGAAAUACUACCGGGACUGGUCGAAUGAGGCAUCUAAAAAUUGUAUACCGCAGAUUCGGGCAUGGAUUCCGUGAAGGAACAACACCUAAACCCAAGAGGGCAGCUGUUGCAGCAUCCAGUUCAUCUUAAGAAUUUCACCGAUUUAGUCAUGCAAUAAAUAUUCUGGUUUUAAAAAUUAAAAAAAAAAAAAAAAUUUUUUAGAAGAUGAGAUUUGAAAAUAAUUUGCUAUUGACUAAAUCAGAUUGUUGUUACACUGUUAGUCUUAGAUGGAUUCAGAAAGUCCAUUGUUUUGAAAUCAGAACUUUGU
Callithrix jacchus (white-tufted-ear marmoset) is the source of this 2890-nucleotide messenger RNA. RefSeq names its product large ribosomal subunit protein eL37-like. Gene Ontology annotation, biological process: translation. The record is from RefSeq and is a predicted model, not a curated record. Gene Ontology annotation, molecular function: structural constituent of ribosome; RNA binding. Gene Ontology annotation, cellular component: cytosolic large ribosomal subunit; ribosome. NCBI's taxonomy places the organism in Eukaryota, Metazoa, Chordata, Mammalia, Primates, Cebidae.